AUGGUGUCCAAGCCCACCGAGUCCGUCGGUAGCAGCAGCAGCAGCAGCAGCAGCAGCAGCAACAGCAACAGCACAUUGAGGUUGAGCCCACCAGAUUACCCACCGCCUUCUACCUCCCACGGGUUCACAUCCGCAGCAGACGCCAACAUGAAGAACGUGUCGUGGAGGCCGAGGUCAGCACCCCGGACGGGCAGCCACAAUACCUCCUCGUCGAGGGCACCAAGUCCGCUCCUGUUCUGGACCAAGAGAGGGGCCAGUAGCGGCCAGCCACAGGCGCCACAACAACAACAACAACAACAACAACAACAGCAACAACAACAGCUACAGCUACAGCAGCUACAGGCCAUCGAAGCUGCAGGGGCCAGCAGGGUGAAGGAAGUUCAUGAUGCCGACUGGCUCGCGGUGAUGGAGCACCACCAGCAACAGCAACUUCUGCACCGCCAGCAGAUGCCGAGGGACAGCGAGGACGCCACAUAUGUCGACAGCGUGAGCAACCACCUGGGCAAGAUGACCCCGAUACCACCGCCGAUGAGGUCCGGAGCGAGAACGACAGACGGCCAGAGCAGUAUUCUCAGCAGGAGGAGAAGGGACAUAAUGAAGGAGCUGAUGGAUCGGAACGGGACCGGUUCCGAGAGCCUGGCGCAACCACAAGAACAACAGCCACCACAACAAGAUGAUCAACAGCAACCACCGGCCAUCACGAGGGAGGAGUACGAGGCCCUGCCUCUCGCGAUCCAGAGAAAGCACAUUGCAGCCAGCAGCCGAGUCGGCCUAGACCUGCUAGGAACGCAAGCCAAGCGGCCAUGA
Molecule: messenger RNA, 807 nt
Organism: Cryphonectria parasitica EP155
Lineage: Eukaryota; Fungi; Ascomycota; Sordariomycetes; Diaporthales; Cryphonectriaceae
Exons: 2
Coding region: 1-807 (268 amino acids)
Source: RefSeq, a predicted model, not a curated record